Messenger RNA from Bipolaris victoriae FI3, 447 nucleotides. RefSeq lists its product as hypothetical. The record is from RefSeq and is a predicted model, not a curated record. The annotation marks the transcript as partial. Lineage: Eukaryota; Fungi; Ascomycota; Dothideomycetes; Pleosporales; Pleosporaceae. The transcript is spliced from 2 exons.
AUGCCGAUUCCCCGACGACGAUUGCGAUUUAUGAGCAAUCCAAGGAAAAAGCAUGGCACGAACACUUCUACCCCGGAGAUGGCUGGCCCUGGAACUCAAGAGCCUGGACGCUCCAAGAACGUCUCUUGUCUGCGCGGAUACUGUAUUUCGCCAACGGACUCCGCCAUCGUUACGAAGACCGCGUUGCAGGAGCUUGACGUCCAUACGCUUAUGGGCAUGUGGUACCGCAUUGUCGCCGAUUAUAGCCGCCGAAACCUGACCAAGGGACAAGACCGUUUCGCUGCGAUAUCAGGCGUCGCGCGCAUGAUUGCAGAGAGAGUGAGAAGCGAGUACUACGCUGGGCUGUGGGCGUCGGAAUUUGUCUACGGGCUCCUGUGGAAGUCGUCGUGUCCAAUCAAGGAAAUACUCAAGUGGAGAACUGAAUACGACUAUAGCCCUGUCAGUCAG